AUGGAUUCAGAAACUGAUGACGAAUUUGAUAUCAAGGCAUAUUCGCGCCGCCGCAAUAUAACUUCUGUUUCUUCCAUCCUAAAGGAUGUUAUUCAAAAAUGCGAAAAAACCAAACCUCAGAAGAUCAAUGUGAUUGCUUUAGCAAAUCAACAUCAAGGUAACCAUCGAAGACUCUAUGAGCUUUUUAACAUAUUAACAUACUUUGGUGUUACUAAAACAGUUGGUCGCGGUAAGCUUUGUUGGGUUGGAUUCUCUUCCAUGCAUUCUCAUCUGGAAAAAACUUAUAUGACUAUCGAGGAAAGAGGACUCACUGAGUCUAUUAAUGAUAUAUUUGUAUUUAAAGAAGUUCCAUCACUUGGCCAAGUUGCAGAACUUUUCUUAUCAUUGUUUCCUUUUUUAGGAGUCACUACUUUAGAUAUCAAAAUUGUCACUCAGAUAUUCAGUAUGAAAAUACCUGACAAAAAGAGUUGCGAAAGGAAGAUAUAUUUAGCACUCUCAUUAUUGGAGACAAUUGGAUGUAUUGAACACCAUCCAAGGAGCGGUAAUUACAAAAUUUUACUUGAUAUUAAGAAGCUCUUAGAAAAAAGUCAAAAACAUAUUUUUUCAUUAGAAUCUAAAAACCCGUAUAGUAUUGCAAAUCUGCUCAAUCGUUCAUAUGCAACAUAUAUGUCAGCUCAACAUUAUGAGCGGCAGCGAGACUUUCAAUUGCUAGCAAAUAGCUACAACGCUAUUAGUUGA
This is a messenger RNA of Trichomonas vaginalis G3, 738 nucleotides long. RefSeq lists its product as uncharacterized. The record is from RefSeq and is a predicted model, not a curated record. The coding region runs from base 1 to 738 and encodes 245 amino acids. Lineage: Eukaryota; Parabasalia; Trichomonadida; Trichomonadidae. The transcript has a single exon.